GGCACACACGAGCGCCUAUUUCACCAGAUAUUUUGCACGUUUCGAUGACUUCGGCCAGAGGCGGCACUUUCGAAAGCACGACGCGCCCGUGGCUUGCCCUAAAAAGCUCGCGCAAGCUUACGAUCAGGUCGUAUGUGUAAGUUUGUUUCUCAAAACCCGACAACGUGUCGUCUCAUGUAGAAUCAAAAAAUAUCUCGCAUGGGAAAGUUCACACACGCAACAACGCGUUUCUACGAACAGAAUAGUUUUGUUUUCUGAAAAUAAAUUUUAUGUCUCUGAAAAAUUCGACCACUUAGAAUAGAGGCAUUAAGCUCUGCCAAAAAUAAGGAGUUUGUUUAGAUUAGUAUUCAAACUCAAUUUCUUACGUAGGUUUUUGGAUCAGUGUUGAGUUCAAAGAUGAAGACUUUACAAUCGAGAAAUAAUCACGUUCGUCCUUGCAUUAAAGAAGUUACAUACAUUGCUGUGGUUCCAAAUCCAUCAAGAUUUAUUAAUCGGCGAAUAGCGGAACUUCCUUCUUUAAGAUAUGGUUCUUUAGGAUCUAAAAGUCCCGUAUCAGGACCUCUUCGAUUAUCAAAUAAAGUUGUCAAUUCUGAAACUUUUCCAAGAACAACAAAGAAGAUAUCCUUAAAAAAUGAAUGUCAAGAAGUUGAUAAGUUUGGUGUUAACAAAAACCACCGUCGAGUCCGUUUUACACUUCCGCCGGCGGAGGGCGCCAACAAAACCCGCUCGAACACGUUUUCGGAGUCUCUAAAACGCGUCGCGGCGGGAGAUCAGCAGCUGAAAUAUCGUUCAGGCGCCAGUUCGCGUUCGGCUGAAGCGCGAGGCGUACGUUUGAAUUCGAUCCAAUCGGAGCGCUCAACAUACAACACUAGGCGCGAAGUUAAAGAAGUAAGGAAAGAGCCUAAAGGGAACGGUUCUUGUUGUUUGGCAUCUUUGGAGACCGAUUACGAAGACGACGACGAAGAGAUUUUAGCGACUUGUGUUCCCGUUUCGGUAACCGCAUCUCCUGCUGUUAGGACUCGCAUACAUCCCACGGGACGUUACGUUCGUGGCACCCUGUCACCCACUGCAAACACGGCGGCCCCCGUGGCCCCAAAUCCCGGAGGACAGCUUCUGCUCCGAGCUGCCAGGGAUGGCGAAGAGGGGCUUCUCAGGGACAUACUUAGAAGGGCUGCUUUGGUCGGUAUUGCGGAUGCAGACAUCAAUGGUACAGAUAAUAGUGGAAGAACUGCUUUAAGUUACAUAGCAUCCAACGGCUCUGUGGAAAUAUUAGACCAAAUAUUACAACUACCGAAUUUAGAUCCAAAUAUAUCCGACAAUGAAGGAAACACGCCAUUACAUUUCGCCGCUCAAGCAGGACAAGUUGAAUGUCUGAAUUGUAUGUUAACGCGUUGCAGAGGUAUAGAGAUCGACUCAAGAAACAAUUUGGGAUUUACACCACUCAUGAAAGCCGCAUUGCAAGGGAGAAAUAAGUGUGCCAAACUUCUUUUAUUUGCUGGAGCUAACCCGACCCUUAGGGACAACGGACGUGGCCUCCGGGCGGACCAAUGGGCCCGAUUUUGCGGCCGUUACGUGUGUGCGGACGUUAUAGAGAAGUUGGCCAGACAACGCUUGUUAGAAAGGUCCACGUCGUACGGCAAUUGGGGCAUUGAGAAUGAGAUGGGAGCAAGGAUUCUUCUUGGAAAGGUCGUUCCCGUACCACAAAUCCCACAACAAUCCUCACACGGCAUCAAGUCUAAAUUAAGAAAGGUAUUCAGGACGUCUUCCGGACCAGGCCAGAAUGACCACGUUUCCAGCGCCAGAUUGGUUACGCAAUUGACCAGCGCCGCUCUUUGUGCUAGCACGCCCGUCUUACCAAGCGCACCAACAGUACCUCCCGUGGUAAAAUCUCUUAUCAGACCAUUAACAGUUCCGCGUCUUCAAAUAACCCUCGUCAAUAACAACAACGAGAUCAUCAACUCCAAUCUAACUAAUGGACUUUCAAAGUCGCAAACAAACGUAACCGAUGAUUCUAUCAUCAAACCAGCACGUACCAAGAAAAAGAAGUAGCAGAGAAGGUUGUCCAUGUAAUUACUUUUUACAUGGAAAUUAAAAGGUAGUUUUUAAAAGAGACUGUUUCAUUUUUUUAUGUUUUUCUUGAUUUUUGUAAAUGUACUUAUUUUUACAAUCUCAAAAUGAAAUUAUUAUUACUCUUUAAAUAAUAAUAAUAAUAUUAACAUGUCUAUAAACUCACGUGUGUACAAGAUUUCUCCGUCUAGUUAUAAGCGAUUAAAGUUUUUGCUGUAUUAAAAAAAAAUAAGAAGGGAAAUAAAUCGUCUUCCAAAAUAAAUUUCAAGCGACGAAGAAGACGUAAAAAUACAUCAACCAAAAAUUUAUCAAAGUACUUAAAACAGCUACUGAGUGGCGAUGUUUUCUGUUUCGGGUCCAAGUUGCAUCGCUCAAAAAACCGCUAUUGGUAAUUUUUAAAGCGGGGACCAUAAAAUUAAAAGAAACAAGUUGGGUAUAAAAAAGAUCUGAUUAUAUUUAUAUGUGUAGAAUCCGAAAAUUGGUGCUAUUUGAUGCAAAAUUAAAAAAAAAAAGUUGGGUCAGUUUUGUAAGAAUAAAGAAGAGUUGAAUAUAAAAUAAAUAACGUUGUAGAAUAUAUAAAAAUGUGUAUAUGAAUAUAUUAUUAUUACCCAGUAAUACUGUUUGUGAUAUUAUAUAGAUCUGUGUAUUUAAAAAAAAAUAAAGUGGUUACCUUUUUUUGUACCUCUAACUUUAUUUUUGUUGGAGUAAAUUGUAACUUUAGGGACAAUUUGUGUAUUUAGAAUAAAAUUUUAGAGUGUAAGUUUUAAAAGCGUUUAUAAAAUGGAAACAACCAUUUAAAAUAAAAACAUAAACCUAAACAAAACUGUGUAACAUGUUGAAACAAUUUUUUUUUAUUAUGAAUAACAUCCAUUAUAAGACAUCCGAUUUAAAACGAUUUAAAAAUAUACAAAAUGACAAACUAUAAA
Molecule: messenger RNA, 2993 nt
Organism: Onthophagus taurus
Lineage: Eukaryota; Metazoa; Arthropoda; Insecta; Coleoptera; Scarabaeidae
Product: ankyrin repeat domain-containing protein 33B
Molecular function (GO): protein binding
Source: RefSeq, a predicted model, not a curated record